UCUGCUACAUCUCUCAAGAACCACUCCAUGGCUCCGAGCACUGCCUGGUCUGUCUCUCAUCUCUAUGCCUCCUCGGUCCUGCUCCGCCACCACAACCACCAUGCUCUUCGUCCUUGUCGAAUAUUGGUGAAACAGAUCUACCUUUUCUUGUCACUCUCAACCCAGACACCAAAAAGUACCAUGCUUAAGUGGUCAACUGCUCAUCCAGUCCCAUCAGUUGCUGCAUCAAAAGCUUCGCUUGAGCUUGAUCAUAUCCAAGGGAAGAGAGGAAUUUGGUUUUGUGGGGCAUACCAAGGUUAUGGUUUCCAUGAGGAUGGAUUAAAGGCUGGCAUGGCUGCUGCCCAUAGUAUGCUUGGAAAAAGUUGUGCUCUUUUGAGCGACGCAAAGUGAAAGAGGUGCAUGCAGGUCUUGUCAACAAGACUA
Messenger RNA from Juglans regia (Persian walnut), 423 nucleotides. RefSeq lists its product as uncharacterized. The transcript has 4 exons. Bases 28 to 390 code for a protein of 120 amino acids. NCBI's taxonomy places the organism in Eukaryota, Viridiplantae, Streptophyta, Magnoliopsida, Fagales, Juglandaceae. The record is from RefSeq and is a predicted model, not a curated record.